Molecule: messenger RNA, 513 nt
Organism: Medioppia subpectinata
Lineage: Eukaryota; Metazoa; Arthropoda; Arachnida; Sarcoptiformes; Oppiidae
Source: the annotation of a GenBank genome assembly
AUGGUUACCGUUACCAAAGUGUCUGUAGUAUUGCCUGUACUGUCUGUAGAGUUGUUGCUAACGUUAGAUCAAUACAAAUGCCUAUUGGAUAAUAAGUGCAAAAUUGAUGUCAAGACAAGAACUUUCUGUAUUAAAUGUCGAUUGAAAAAGUGCUACGACAAGGGAAUGAAGAAGGAUUACAUACUAUCGCGUGAAGUGAAGGCAUUGCGCAAAGUGAGGCUACAUGAAAUGCUGGACAAACGGACAACCAUGGCCACCAACUCGUACAGCUACACCCCGGUAACCAGCCCCCUAACCGCGGACACCCCUACCAUACAGGACACUAUUGAUACCUCUACAAGCAACGGGAUUAUUAACUAUCAAACCCCUGACAAUACUUACUACUAUCCGGAAACUAAUAACUUUAACGAUUGUACACAUGAUUUAUUGGCACCUCUGGAAAUCGAUUUCAUAUUCCCUUGCGCGUGUUAUUUAAUGUUUACGAGUAAACUAGGUUCUAUUCUAAAAAUCUAA